GAAGAUGGGGCUCUUCGGGAUCUCGAACUUGCCCUUACCGGCCCUCUCUCCACCACCACUCGCCAAAUUCACCCACUAUAAACCUCCGCCAAAACCUUCUUCCACCGCCGCCGUCGCGGCCAGCACCACCACCCCUGACGACAAAAUCCUACGCCAAGUCCUAUGCAAUGGAGUCUCAAUUCUUCUCUCAUGUGGUCUUCUAUUGUCCUCUCCGCCGUUGUCUUUCUCAAUUGCGAAUGCUUUCGACUUGCCGUCAUUAGUUCAAUCCUCGAUUCCUGCUUCCGAUGCUUCUUCGAUCAGGAAUUGCCGUGAAGAUGAAGAGCGACAAGAAGAUUCUGGGUUGGUGACCAAUGAAGGCAUAGUGGAAGAGGCUUGGGAAGUUGUUUAUGAUAGCUUUCUCGAUACUACUAAUCGUCACCGUUGGUCUCCGGAAACUUGGCUUCAAAAGAAAUUUGAUGUUUUGGGGAUGUCAUAUCAGACAAGAUCAAAAGCUCAUGCUGUUAUUAGGCGGAUGCUGGCCAGCUUAGGUGACCCCUAUACUCGUUUUCUUACUCCUGAAGAGUUCUCCAAGAUGGCGAGGUAUGAUAUGACUGGGAUUGGGAUUAAUUUACGGGAAAUUCCAGAUGACAGUGGAGGUGUGAAAUUGAAGGUUUUAGGGAUCCUUUUAGAUGGCCCUGCCCAUACUGCUGGUGUGAGACAGGGAGAUGAAUUGCUGUCUGUUAAUGGGGUGGAUAUAAGAGGGAAAUCUGCCUUUGAAGCAUCAUCUCUAUUACAAGGUCCCGGUGAAACAUUUGUGGACAUCACGGUCAAGCAUGGAAACUGUGGACCUGUCCAAGCCCUUGAGGUCCAGAGGCAAUCUGUUGCAAAAACUCCCGUUUUUUAUCGCUUGGAGCAGAGUGAAAAUGGAACCACAUCCGUUGGUUAUGUGCACUUGAAAGAGUUUAAUGCGCUGGCAAGAAAAGAUUUGGUUAUAGCAAUCAAGCGACUCGAGGACACGGGUGCUCAAUAUUUUGUGCUUGAUCUUAGAGAUAAUCUUGGUGGACUAGUACAGGCUGGGAUUGAAAUUGCUAAACUCUUUCUAAACAAAGGGGAGACGGUGACUUAUACUGUUGGAAGGGAUCCUGAAUAUGUCAAAAAUAUUGUAGCAGAAGUUCCACCUCUAGUUUCGGCUCCUGUUAUUGUUUUUGUGAACAAAAAUACUGCGAGUGCAAGUGAAAUUGUGGCCACUGCACUUCACGAUAAUUGCAGAGCUGUUCUGGUGGGGGAAAGGACUUAUGGGAAGGGACUGAUUCAAUCUGUUUUUGAGCUGCAUGAUGGAUCUGGCGUUGUUGUCACUGUUGGGAAGUAUGUUACACCAAAUCACAUGGACAUAAAUGGCAAUGGGGUUGAGCCUGAUUUCCGCAGCCUCCCUUCUUGGGAUGAAGUCAUGAAUAAUUUGUCUAAGUGCCAUAAGCCACCAGAAGGAUGAGGUUUUUGGAGUUACUAACGUUGCUCGGACAAUUUCAUGAGUUCAAUGCUCGACAUCAGUGUGCCAGCAAUGAGCCGAAGUUCAAUGAUAUGAUGUGUGUCCUACCUUUGGUUCGUCCUGAAUUCGUGACCUCGCUGAGCACCAUGCAGAGGGAAAUUUCAACAUGUUUAGAGCACAGUUGACUACUUGGCGGUGGUUUCAAAGGAUUUUGUUGGCGUACUAAAUCAAGGCUCAAAAAUAAAAAAUUUCUAUAUUAUUAUUUAACAGUGUUUUAAUUAAGUUAAGGUUUUAUUAAGUUUAUUGGAGUUAAGUUAUAGUAGUUUUAUUGUUUAGAAAUUAGUUAUUUAUUAGAAAAUUUCUUAUAGUGUAAGACUUCUUUACCAAACCAUCUAGUCUAUAAAUAGGGAGAGUUAUUAUUGUUGUCAGCUAAUUAUUGUCGUCAUUUAAAAAGAGUGAAAUUUGAGAGCCUUGUUAUCAAGUGUAAUAAUGAUAUAUGGUUGAUUUAUUUCUCUUCUCCUGCACAUGUACAUGUAUGUGUGUAA
Molecule: messenger RNA, 2010 nt
Organism: Coffea eugenioides
Lineage: Eukaryota; Viridiplantae; Streptophyta; Magnoliopsida; Gentianales; Rubiaceae
Product: carboxyl-terminal-processing peptidase 1, chloroplastic
Exons: 13
Coding region: 5-1468 (487 amino acids)
Biological process (GO): proteolysis
Molecular function (GO): protein binding; serine-type peptidase activity; endopeptidase activity
Source: RefSeq, a predicted model, not a curated record